AUGUGCACGGAGAGUGGAAAACCGAGGACGACUGGGAAGCAACGUCUCUCUGUCGGCAGCCAAUGAGAGAAAACAACAGCUCCUCUUCAGCCAAUCGCUGCACGACAGAGUCGGUCCGUCCAGCGAAUCUGCUAGCAGCUUGAAGCGCUGAUGCAACUAACCUGCAACUACAGCCACGUAUCUCCUGGGUAGCAGAAAGUGUUCUUCCUCGCUAGAAGAAAUCAAGUAGUCCCUGUGAAACAAUACAUAUUUGACCAGCAGUGUAUGCUAUGCGUGUUAUGAUAUGAAUGUUUUAUGUAUUACCAGAUACUGCAGCUGUAUGAUAAUCAUUCAAACUCUCGCGACCAACCGCUUUCUUUACAUAUUCUUUUCUCAUUUUUAAGUUAAGGAACGUGCUAGCGGGAUUUUGUGUUUCUCGGAAGUGAGAAAGUGAGUCCUAAUUCUUGUAGGCGUUUACACCGGCCCGGAGAGUGAAAUUAUCUGGACCACUAACUUACAUCCAUAGGGCGGAGGAAUCUCUAGCACUGGGGGCUGAGCGCGUGACGCAGCUGGUUGCUAGGUGUGGGUGACCUAAUGCAUUGACUCAAUUAGCCGAUUCUCAGUCAUCAACUCCAUCACAACAAAGCAAGACCAAAAGCACUUUAGUCCUAGACACUCCGGAGGAGACAUGGCUUUUUAAUUUACUAGAGAAUUCGAUCCUAAAGAAACGCCGUGCUUUGCUUUUGCAACGCACCCCAAGCCCAAAACAUUUAAGCAAGAAUGGAGUUUCAUAAUGCACACCAAGCCCUAUUUUCUGUGGCUCAACUCUCAAACUUCACUAUCGUGCACUGUAAGCUCAGACGUUUGAAUUGUAGGACCAACCGAAAGGAUGAUGACAAUGUCAGCACCCAUUUGGAAGACUCUACUCGUCUGCCCGGCAGACCCCCUCACUCUCUCUCACCCACAGGCUAACCAGAGCCAAUCGGAGGGGCGCAGAGGGGAGGGGCCAGAGGAGAACCAGCACUUAAUUGGUGAUGGUCUUAGUGACUGGAUGACGGAAGAAGUAGAUUUCUCCUCUUACCUCCCAACCCCUCACUCCUCUCCCUCCCCCAAUGCAUCCCUUCCCCCCUCGCCCCUCCAGCAUGACAUCCAGGUGCCCUCAGAUUUGGAGGUCAUGACCUCUCUGCUGCAGGAGGAGCUUGCUCAGCUGGAGGAUUACUUCCUGUCUGACCCACUCCCAGAAAAAACCUCGAAACUGGGCAAAUGCGACAAGAGUCCAUCGGCAGUUGGUCCACCCUCGUACUACCAGUUGCCCUACGCAUCAUAUUCUACUUCCAACCAAUCCGAAUCCAGCCCUCUACUUGUUACCCUCGCAACUGGGGAACUUGACUUGCUGAGCUUUUGUGGGGGUCCCAUUGGCCGUACCAAGAUUGCUAGACAUGCCCCUUACAGUUGCAGCCGCCCCAACAGCAGCGUCUGCAGCCGCAAGAGAGUUUCCGAUGGCGUGAGGGUGGGUGACAGCUACGAGAGUAGCAUCUGGAGUUCCAAAGGAAAUUCCUCAGGUAACUCAGCUGUUGCAACUGGUGGGAGCUACAGCUGUGCUGAAGAUGAACGGGUGGUAGGCAAAGGCUACUGCCUAGGCAGUGCAGUGGAGAUCAGGAGAAGUGCCAUUUUACCCAAAGAGGAGAAGAACUGCCGCUACACGGAAGAGGCCGUCGGCACAAACAAGUCCGGCAGCAGCAGUGGGUACAAUUUUAGCGGAUCUGAUCAAAUUCCCCACAAGAAAGAAGAAAUUAUGAUGUACGGCAUUAGAGAAGUCAAUUUAAGUGGCAUAGGAGGAAGUGCAGAGAUGGAGAUGAUGAGUGAAGUCAAGAAUGGUGCUAAUGAUGUGAAGGCCAGCAUCCCCUGGAAGUCCGAGGCCAACGAAAGCUGUUUCCUCCAAAGUUCAUCCCAAGAAGAGGCCUACCACAGCUUCCUUGGGGCCAUCAAUGACCCAGUGAAGCCGGAGAGCAUUGAGAUCCUCCGGCAACAUAACUUCCACUGUGGCUUUCUCGAAGGCCAAAGCCCCGACUGCCUGAGCGGUGACCGCCACGGACCUGAAAUGGGGUCCCCCUGUGCCAGAGGAGUCUUUGAAAGCAUUGUGAAAGCAGACCUAGAAGUGCCACUAAUUGAAGUGAACCAUGGCGAACGCAAACAGAAGAAGAGAGACCAGAACAAGACUGCAGCUCACAGGUAUCGCCAAAGGAAGCGAGCAGAGUUGGACACAUUGGAGGAUCAGCUACAUGGUCUGGAGGGUAAAAACCGUGAGCUACGAGACAAGGCAGAAUCGGUGGAGCGGGAGAUCCAGUACGUGAAAGACCUCCUGAUUGAGGUGUACAAGGCCCGCAGCCAACGCCUCAAACAGGAAACCAGCACCUGACCAAAAGCUCGACCACCUGACAAUGGUCCUGCAAGUAGAAUUGUUAGCAGUCUGAAAGGCAAUGGAGAUUUGAGUUGUGUCUUUUUUUAGGAUGUGGUGGAGGUUGUACUAUUACACGUUACUCAAUCAUUUCAUUUUCGUUACAAACUGACAAAAGUCCAUCAACAGCUGCAGCACAGACAUCCACUUUCUCAGAAAUAACUCCAGAUCAGUCGAUAUGCACUGUGAUUAUGACUUUGAUUGUAAUGACAGCCGUUUUUUUUAUUGUUUUCUUCUAUGUUUCUCAAGAGUGGCUUGAUGGCUCAUCUUCUGGUUUCCAUAAAUGAACUUUAACAACGGAGCGUUUACUGUUCAGGAUUGACCACUGAAUAACGCAAGAUCAAAUCAAACACAUCUUCAUUUAUUUAGAAUAGGCUGUAAGGUAAUAUCACAAGUUCCGCAUAUGGCCUGCACUGAUUUUAAUUUAUACAGAAGCUGUUUAUUAUUUUACAUUUAUUUAUUAGCAGUUUUAACAUUUAUGGUUCUAAUACUAAUGAUGUACAAUCAGUACAACAUUGAUAGUUACUUUUUUCCUUCCAUAUAUUAAUUAAGGAAUGAGAACUGAUAUUAAAAGCAAUCUGUUUCUUAUAUAUCGAGUUUCAGGGGAAGCACUUCUCAAAAUAAAUUUCCCUCAGGAAUAAUGAACCUGAUGAUGUGUUUUUGAAUCCCCAAUUUUAGAUUAGUCCUGCAGCUCAGGUAUACGAUUUAUGUCCAAAGUCAUGGAGGUAUGUCAGUUUGUAACUCAAUGCUAAAGAUAUGGCACUGCCUAAUAAUGUUAUGUGUGUUGAUUCCCUGUAUUUUUGUUCUUGCAUGCAGAAGAUUUCAUGGCUCUUUAUAAAGAAGUUUGUUUUUCUUG
Molecule: messenger RNA, 3293 nt
Organism: Carassius carassius (crucian carp)
Lineage: Eukaryota; Metazoa; Chordata; Actinopteri; Cypriniformes; Cyprinidae
Exons: 4
Coding region: 869-2398 (509 amino acids)
Biological process (GO): regulation of transcription by RNA polymerase II
Cellular component (GO): nucleus
Molecular function (GO): DNA-binding transcription activator activity, RNA polymerase II-specific; RNA polymerase II transcription regulatory region sequence-specific DNA binding
Source: RefSeq, a predicted model, not a curated record